AUGGAUAAUCUUCACUUGAGUGUCAUAGCUGUGGUCCUUUACUUUAAUCUUCCCGGAUCAGUGGGAACCAAGUCACAGCGGAUUCUUCUGGAUACACCUCACCAUUCAGACUGCCGGUGGGAUGGGGAGUUCUUACUGAAUUGUUCUUUUACCGGAAUAUCUGCUAUUCCAGAAGAUAUAUCACAGACAGCAAUAACGGCUGACUUUAGUUACAAUAACAUUAAAACUUUUCUGUGCGCUGAUGGAAGAAGUGAAGAAUGGAUGCUAAACCACCUGAAUCUCAGUAACAACCUGAUUUCCGAACUCUCCUUAACUACUUUUAGAAAUUUACCCCUUUUAGAAACUCUAAACCUCGACAGUAAUGCCAUCCACACCCUCACGCUGGACAUACCUACGCCUGCGCUUGGGUCUAAAAAGUAUGGAAAAGGCUGUCAUCUCCUGCCUGCUUUGAAAGUAUUGUCAGUUGAAAGAAAUAAUCUUACUACAGUUCCAAGAGGACUAGGCCUGCUGCAAUCUUUACAAACUGUCCAUUUGUCAUCCAAUGGCAUACGACAGAUUGAUCUGAAUGAUUUUCAAAACUGUUCACAGCUGAAGGACAUCAACUUGCAAAACAACAAGAUAACUAAAAUUCAUCCAGACGCCUUCAGGGAUCUCAACAAAUUACAGGUCGUGGAUCUCCGUCAAAAUGCUCUGACAACCCCUUUACCACAGAUAUUAAUGAGUUUGAACUUCUUUCAACUUGAAGUGGGUAAUGGAGUCUCUUGGUGGACACCUAAAGGCAGAAUUUCAGAAGACAACAGCCUUCCUCAUAUGACACUGGAUAAAAUGAAUAAUUUAGUGCUAUACAAUGCUGAGAAAACUGCUGAAGGGUUAUAUCUGUGUAUUUUUAAUACACCAAAGGAGAAAUAUCUCAUCUACGAUAUACAGAUGAAAGAAAAGGUUUCAACGUUUUCGGUUAGAAAAGCCCGGGACACUAACACUGUUUUUAGACAAGGAAGAACAGAGCAAGACCUCGCAUUGGCUGUCUGCCUCUCAGUGUUCAUUACGUUUGUUUGUGCUUUUUGUCUGGGUGCUUUUGCUAGACCCUACCUUGUGAGCCUGUGGAGACUCAUGCGCAGGAACAAAAAUUCAGGUUCAGAACAUACUUAUUCUAAUCAAGCUUUUUCAGAUGAAACCUUGAGCAGAGAGUGCUCUGCAAGCAAACCAACAAAUACGCAGUGUAAUUUGUUCAUUUUUGAUGAGAAUUCUUCAAGAAACACACACGUUUUUCCUACAGAAACUUCUUCUUUGCAUGAAAAUGUCAUUGGUAGCAGUGUACAUGCACCAAAUACCGAAGAAGAGUACCAGAAACAAAGCAAUAAUGAGAUCGUGAGGAAAAAAACAGUGUUUUCAGACAUCAAACCUAGUAUCAACAGUGAUGAAAAUAUAAAUGUUGAUAACGGACAAUUUUCUGUAAGGAUAGAUUACAAGAACAGCAAUGAAGUAACGCCAAGAAAAUUAAUGAGUAAUAACAUUUCAUUACGGAAAGAUUCAAAAUAUGCAAAUAAUGAAGACUCAGAGAAGAGAAGGUUCCCUCCCAUGCCCAGGAGAUUGAAUGCUGCCUCUUAUUCAAAUCACACUGACUCUUCAGAUUCGGAUUCAUCCUUCACGGGAGAAACUGGCUUUCCAUUUUCCACAAUACAAACACCUACAGCUGCACGAGAUUCUAGGAACAGCAAGGUAAGCAACAACUCUGGUCUGCCGCAGUCUGAAAUCACAAAGGCUACACCAGAUUCUCCUGAAAGAAAAGGUAUCGUUUCACAUAAUGAACCCAUGAGCACUACAAAAUUUAUGCCUGGAAGGCAAAGCUGUGAUGAACAACUUGGUUUAAACGGCAACAUGAAUAUAACCAGUGAUGUGGGAGAUUUUAUUUUACCCAGUAGCUGCAAGAGAGGUACAAAUAUUGAGAAUUUAAGUGUGUGCCAAACAAUAGAAAACUCUCCUCUUACAGAGUACGACUAUAAAACGGAAUGUACAAAUGAAAAAGAUGCUUCAGCAGAUAUAUUUGGCGAUAGUUCUUCAGAUGACGGGACUCCAUUCACAAUGAGUGACUGUAGUUCUUUAGCAGACUUUGAACUGGAACAACCUGAUGUUAGUGACAACCUGCCAGUCUGUCAGUCAUCACUAGAGGAAGCCGAUAUGAACAGCGGAACUGAGAAGUUCUCAACACUGCCAGAGUCUCCAAACAUUGCUGCUGAACUUUGGCACAUUGGGGAAAAGGAAGACAAGAACAAUGCGUAUUUUGAAACCACUACUAAUUAUGGAUCAGAUACCAUCGUGCCUGAAACAGCAUCACCUUACACUGAUAAGUGUAGUGACCAUGUAAACAUUAGUUCUUCAAGUCAAGAAGUUCCCGAGACACUUGAUUAUUUUACUAAUGCAGAGUCAACAGUACAAGACUCUAUUUCUGAUUCUCUCCACAACCAAAGUACAGAUUUUGGUAAUAUGUUACUUUCAUUAAAACAUUCUCCCACGUAUGACACAGAUACAGAGAACACUCCUGAAGAGGCUGAAUUGCCGCUGUAUCAGUUUCCCAUUGAAUCACAGCAUUCCCCCAGCUCCAGUCCCACUGAACAAAAAGAAAAUGCACCAGAGGGAAGUACAGACGAGCACAUAGACAGGAACUCCUUUGAAAAGAAUCAUCGUGAAGGGGAUAUUACAUUAAGAAGAAACACGAGUACAUCUGAGGACAACGAUUUUAUUUUUGCUCCCAUUGAUAUUGGUUUGAAUGAAAUUGUUCAAACGUCAUCACUACUGCAUUCCAGCAACGAAUCAUCUCUUCAAUCUCUGCCUGAACACACAGCUGAAAAACAUUUUACAGUUAUUACAGAGAAAGACGACUUGCUACCACAGGGGAAGCAGGUGAACACAACUAAGGCUUGUGCAGAUAAAAUGCAAAGAGGUUUUAAUGAGAAAGACUGUGAUGGAUAUACAGAAUUACAGGAUACCAGCAACCAUAGUCUGCCCGAAGAAACGCAGUCUUGCAAUCUUACAGCAGAUUUGCUGCAUCUUCACUCUUCUGGGAAAACACAAUCAGUCUUCAACACAGAAAAUCAUUUCCAGCUGGAUCAGAGUGACGAGGAUGCAUAUUCCUUCUCAGUCCCACAAGGCUUCUCCAGUGAAAGCACACAGUACAGUUCAUGUUCAUUCCCACAAAAGACUACAGGAAAUACAAUCUCCGAAAGCACUGAUUCCAGCAAGACGGAGGAUGACACUACUUUGACAGGACUGGAGAACAAUUCUACAACAGCUGUCAACCUCCAAAAUUCAAGUGAAAAACAUCAAAAAAGUCGCACCAAUUUAGGACAGGGCCAGUUUUUUGUUAAGAAGAAAAGAGCAUUUGAUGGAUUUGCUAAUGUUUUGCAAAGCAGGAGAACAAACUUCAAUAGUUGA
This is a messenger RNA of Pygoscelis adeliae (Adelie penguin), 3432 nucleotides long. It is a transcript of the gene LRRC66, whose product is annotated as leucine rich repeat containing 66. The transcript has 4 exons. The record is from RefSeq and is a predicted model, not a curated record. NCBI's taxonomy places the organism in Eukaryota, Metazoa, Chordata, Aves, Sphenisciformes, Spheniscidae. Gene Ontology annotation, molecular function: protein binding. The coding region runs from base 1 to 3432 and encodes 1143 amino acids.